AAAAAAAAUCGCGAUUUGUUUCAUUUUUUUUCUUUGCUCGUCUCUCUUAUUUCACAAAUUUGGGCAACGCGCACAUAUCGGCCAGGACCUCACGCCUCGUCGCUAGCCAGCGGAAAAUCGACUCGCUCGUGGGAAUCAAAACAAUCUUCGAACGUUCGUCCGAAGCCUAGUGUGUUGUUUCCUUGUGUGUGGUGUUGUUGGCGAAAAAGUAAACCUCGCAAUGGCCGUGAUUGCUGCGGAUCUCAAGUUGCUGCUGGCCUGCCGUGGCACCUUUGGCCAGAUCAGAAACAUUCACCUCGCGGCUGCCAACAAUGCCGCGGCCAAGAAAGUUAAAAAGUUCCAGAUCUACCGCUGGAAUCCGGAUAAGCCGGAGGAGAAACCGUACAACCAGACGUACGAAGUCGACCUGAGCGCCUGCGGCCCGAUGGUGCUGGACGCGCUGAUCAAGAUCAAGAACGAAAUGGACCCCACGCUGACGUUCCGCCGGUCGUGCCGCGAAGGCAUCUGUGGCUCGUGCGCCAUGAACAUUGGCGGCACGAACACGCUCGCCUGCAUCAGCAAGAUCGAUGCGGACAACUUGGACAAACCGACCAAGAUCUACCCUCUACCGCACAUGUACGUGGUAAAGGAUCUGGUGCCGGACAUGAACAACUUCUACAACCAGUACCGCUCGAUUCAGCCCUGGCUACAGCGCAAGAACGAAAGCACCGAAAAGAAGGGCGAUGCCCAGUACCUCCAGUCGGUGGACGAUCGCGCCAAGCUGGACGGUCUGUACGAGUGCAUUCUGUGUGCGUGCUGCUCCACGUCCUGCCCGUCCUACUGGUGGAACGGCGACAAGUACCUCGGGCCGGCGGUGCUGAUGCAGGCGUACCGUUGGAUUAUCGAUUCGCGCGACGAAAGCACUGCCGCCCGGUUGGACAAGCUGAAGGAUCCGUUCAGCGUGUACCGGUGCCACACGAUCAUGAACUGCACGCGCACCUGCCCGAAGGGGCUGAACCCGGGCAAGGCGAUUGCGGAGAUCAAGAAGCUGCUGUCGGGCAUUGCCAAGAAGGACGCACCCGGUCUGGAGACGGCCGCCCUGCACAACAAGUAAAGUGUUCGAAGGCCCCGGGGAUAGACAGACCUCCUAGUGUAUGGCUGCACUGCCACCCAACGCGCUGCCCGCCCCGCUCCCAGUGCAAAUGGCUUUAGUAUGUGAGAUGGCACGGAACACGGCCAAAAAGGCAAAGUAGAUCACCAACAACCAGAACAAAAGCGGUGCGUGACUGUGUGUGUGUGUGCAUGUGCGAGAGUGUACGAGGAAUUUGUUGAGUAGAAAGGAAAGUAUUUCGAUACCAAAAAAUGUCGCGAAAAAGAGGCACUAGAAACAAGCUUCAACUUAAAAUACGAAAUGUUAAAAUUCAACAUUAUAAUUGGUUACUUAAAAAAAACGACAUCCACCGACAGCAGCAGCAAGAAACUCGGCAGUAUUGCGUGUACAACGGCGUUCAACUCUUGGUUUUCUUGGUGCAAGAUAUCCUACGGUGCAAACAAAAUGGAAACCAAAAAGAACAUCAUCCACCCUUAGUUGUCCUCCUGUCGAACGGUUCAAUUUUAGUUUAGUUUAGGAAUGAAGUAGGCUUAGUGUUUCGUUCCGGUUUCCUAAAUGAAUUCACAGCUACAAACGGCUCCCCGUCAUCCUGGCUUCGGUUUUGGAACGCGCAACAGCCAUCAGCAGAAUACGAAUAAUCACCACAACGACAUUUAUUUAUUUUCGAUUCCGUAGCCGCAAGGAUGUGUAAUGAAUUGAAGGGGAAAAUAAACAUGAAUACCUACACAACAACAAA
Messenger RNA from Anopheles coluzzii, 1826 nucleotides. It is a transcript of the gene SdhB, whose product is annotated as succinate dehydrogenase [ubiquinone] iron-sulfur subunit, mitochondrial. The transcript is spliced from 4 exons. Gene Ontology annotation, molecular function: 2 iron, 2 sulfur cluster binding; electron transfer activity. Gene Ontology annotation, cellular component: mitochondrial membrane. NCBI's taxonomy places the organism in Eukaryota, Metazoa, Arthropoda, Insecta, Diptera, Culicidae. The coding region runs from base 221 to 1093 and encodes 290 amino acids. Gene Ontology annotation, biological process: aerobic respiration; respiratory electron transport chain; tricarboxylic acid cycle. The record is from RefSeq and is a predicted model, not a curated record.